CCUUGCAGGACUUACAACGUCUAUUGACUCUGCAACAACUACAAUCUUCAUACAUUCUGCAAGGCACGAAAAGUCUAUAUAAGGACCUCAAUCAUCGUCCCAAAUCACAUCUUCAUCAACACAACAAAACAACACAACACAACAACACAACAAAGCAAACAAACAACAUAACAACACAACAACCUCCAAACAACACCAUUCAAACAAUCUCUUCCAACAAACUCUUCUACUUCACUAUCAAAAUGCAGUUCCUCAUCGUCGCCGCUUCUUUCCUCGCUGUUGCCACUGCCAUCCCGGCUUCCAACGGCAUCUCUGCCACCAACAUCCAGAGCGCUGCUGACAUCAACAACAUCGCCUCUGCCUGGGCCAAGGCCAAGGAAGAUGAUGGAUGCAGCUGGCUCGCCUGCAUCAGCUCCGUCGUUGGACAGAGCGCCACUUGCGCCGCUGCCGCUGCCGAGCUCGCUCUCAACCCCAUUGCCGAUGCUGCCUGUGUCGCUGGACUUGGCACCAUGACUGUUGCUUGCAAGCCUUGCGUCUAAGCUACUGCUGGUCAGUGCUUUGGCAAUGCAAACAAAGGCUAAGAGAAAGGAUUGGGAGGGGGGAGGUAUGAUAGAACGAUGGGAAAACAAUUAUAUCAAUUUGCAUUUUAUUUCCUUUGUUGCUUAGACCAUUUGUUUUUCGAUUUGUCUAUUUUUCUAUACAUCUGCAUGUUUGUUUGUUUGUUUGUUUGCUCGCU
Molecule: messenger RNA, 736 nt
Organism: Aspergillus caelatus
Lineage: Eukaryota; Fungi; Ascomycota; Eurotiomycetes; Eurotiales; Aspergillaceae
Product: fungal calcium binding protein-domain-containing protein
Exons: 4
Coding region: 243-539 (98 amino acids)
Source: RefSeq, a predicted model, not a curated record